This is a messenger RNA of Funneliformis geosporum, 444 nucleotides long. Lineage: Eukaryota; Fungi; Glomeromycota; Glomeromycetes; Glomerales; Glomeraceae. The record is from the annotation of a GenBank genome assembly.
AUGAGUUUAGAUUAUCCUUGGUAUAUACUUUUGGCGACCAAGCCCAAAAAUUUGCUUUCUGGUUGUGUCUUUUAUCAGGGACAAUUAGACGAGGAUUUAGUGCAAUUAUUUUAUAAAGUCCCAGGAGUAAUUAGGUUCUUAGACCAUUCCGGAGAAGAAAAAGAGUUACCUUCUCCUUUAUCGCCCCAAAAAGUUGCCGAAUUUUCCGACCUAUUAAAGAAAAUAAAAAAAAAAGGGGGCGAUUACGAUUGGGCUAAGGACCAAGAACCUAAUCUCCAAAUUGGCGACUGGAUAAAGGUUAUUAAAGGACCUUAUAUAGGUUGCCAAGAGAAAAUUAUUGCCCUUGAUGAAGAAAAAAAAUUAAUUACCGUUAAUGUUGAUUUUUUUGGCCGGCUAACUCCCGCUAAAAUUUUGAUGACUGAUUGUAUUAAAGAAACCAAAUAG